Molecule: messenger RNA, 2198 nt
Organism: Micropterus salmoides (largemouth bass)
Lineage: Eukaryota; Metazoa; Chordata; Actinopteri; Centrarchiformes; Centrarchidae
Gene: kif22
Product: kinesin family member 22
Biological process (GO): mitotic spindle organization; microtubule-based movement
Molecular function (GO): microtubule binding; microtubule motor activity; ATP binding
Source: RefSeq, a predicted model, not a curated record
AUUGCCGUUUCCGGUUGCAGCGCUCCUCGUUUGAAAAGUGUUCGGUUAGGUGUAGGCUCGACCGCCAUUGUUAAAAGACGGUGUUCGCAAUGUUGCAGAAAGUGAAGUUUUGAGGAUAGCAAAAGUUUUCUAGAAGGUGUCCAAAAACAAUAUCGGCCUUUGUUUUUAAGAGCUCAAACAUGGCUCAGCGUGUUGCCUUACCAGAUGGAGGAAACAAGAAGACGUCCACGGUUCGGGUAGCGGUUCGUCUGCGGCCCUAUAUGGGCAAUCAAGAUGAGAAAGGCGAAGGACCCUGUGUCAGAGGCUUGGACUCAAAGAACCUGGAGAUAGUUAACUGGAGGAAUGCUACAGAAUCGGUCAAAUACCACUUCGAUGUUUUUCAUGGUGAACAAACAACACAGCAAGAGGUUUUCCUCUCAUCAGUGAAGCCCAUUCUACCACACAUACUGAAAGGACAAAAUGCCAGUGUCUUUACCUAUGGACCAACAGGAGCUGGUAAGACGCACACAAUGUUGGGCAGUUCAGAGCAGCCAGGCGUGAUCCCCCGGGCUGUCCGUGAAGUCUUCAAUCUGGUCAAAGCUAAGGAUGAAGAUGAAGGAUGGAACUACAGCAUUGGCAUGUCUUAUUUGGAAAUUUACAACGAGAAGGUGCUAGAUCUUCUAUCACCCGGCUCCCAGGAUUUGCCUAUCAGAGAGGACAAGGACAAGAACAUCCUUAUCCCCGGCCUCACUCACACAACAAUCUCCUCCUUCUCAGAUUUUGACAAACACUUUGUCCCUGCCAGCCUCAAUCGUACUACAGCUUCUACCAAACUAAACCAGCGCUCCAGCCGUAGCCACGCUAUCCUUCUCAUCAAGGUUGUACGAACUCAGCUUGCACUGCCCCACAGACAACAGACAGGAAAGCUGUAUUUGGUAGAUCUGGCUGGUUCUGAGGACAACCGCCGCACUGGCAACCAGGGCAUCCGUCUGAAGGAGAGUGGUGCCAUCAACCUGUCUCUCUUCACUCUCAGCAAAGUGGUGGACUCCCUUAACUCCGGCACUGCCGUCCGUGUACCAUACAGAGACAGUAAACUGACACGGCUGCUACAGGACUCUCUGGGCGGCUCGGCACACGCCGUCAUGAUCACCAACAUUGCGCCAGAGUACAAAUACUAUUUUGAUACCUUCAGUGCACUCAACUUUGCUGCCAAAUCCAAGCUCAUUGUGAACAAGCCCUUCACCCGUGAAACUGUGGCUGUGCCUGUACUGCCAGUGAAGCGGUCCAGAGAGAACCAUGAGGCAUGCGGUUCUGGCACUCUGCCACAGAAGAGGCAAAAAGAGGAGAGGAAAACGGAACAAGAUGGUUCUUCGCCCUCUGCACUUCAGAGCCUGUCAGAACCAUCUGUGAUGGACAGACUUAUAGCUCUGGAGAAGCUGAUGAUGAACUGCCAGGACAAAGAUAGACUCGACAUGCUGAAAGAUGUGGCCCAGUCUCGCAAGGAGAUCCAGGAGCUCAAAGAAAAGCAGAAGGAGUUUGAAAGCAAGGCAAUGCUAUUCAGCCGCCUGGCUGGAGGAAAGCCUGGUGCCAAACAGGAGCCUGACUUCAAGAACAACCUGGCUCCCCUGCAUAGAAAACACUCAAUUGCCACAAAACCCAAUAAGCAGCAGGCUGUGGUCCAACCCCUUCAAGUGUCCCAGCUCCAGCCACUUCAGCAGCUUGCGAUCGUCAAAAAACAGUCCGUCUGCGUCAAAAAAGAAAAGCUUCCAGACCAGGUUGAGCCUCCAGAUGGUAAAGAGAACAUUAAUACGAAUGGCUGGGAGUCCCAACUCGACACAUCGGUGCUGGAGCAGUCCAGACAUAAAAUCCUGCAGGUUCUCAACACCGGCUCCCUCAAAGAGCUGAAGGGUCUGCAGCAGAUCGGUGACAAGAAGGCAAAGCUCAUCUUGGGCUGGAGAGAGAUCCAUGGUCACUUCACAAAGUUAGAAGAUCUGGGAAAAGUUGAGGGUAUGACAGAAAAGAGGUUUUCCUCCUUCAUGAAGGCAAACAUCCUGAGUGCCAUGGGGAAAUGAUUUUUAUUUUUUUAUUAUACCAAUGUGUAAUGUAUAUGAUUUUUAUCUGUCUUUUAUGCUUGAUUUUGUGAUAUUUUUGUAGUUACUACUGUCUUCCAGCUGAUGGCGCAGUGUGACUUUUUAGUAAAUGUCUCUCAUGACAAUGAA